AUGGUGCCCCACAGGCACAGCUAUAAUACAACACAACCCAACUUGUUUGUGUCGGCAGAAAGAAAUGGUCUCAUAGUUCCUGGAGACAAGAUGAUCAAGAAGAGGUUGAACUUUGGGCAGAGAUUGAACGAGAGUACCGAGACUGCCACGACAUCGUCCAUGGACGAAAAGAUCGAGUGGGAGAUGAGACCCGGUGGAAUGCUGGUACAAAAGAGAGCCGCUAAUCCGGACUCUCCGGCUCCAAUUUUGCGGCUCCGGGUUGCCUACGGUGCCGUCCGGUAUGAGAUUUCCGUGUGUUCUCAGGCGACUUUUGGGGAGCUGAAGAAGCUUUUGACGGCGGAGACCCGGUUGUUACCCGCGGACCAGAGGAUAAUUUUCCGAGGGAAGGAGAGAGAAAAUGGGGAGUAUUUGGACAUUUGCGGGGUCAAGGAGGGCUCAAAAGUCAUACUAAUCGAGGACCCGUCGAGCAUAGUGAGGAGGGCUAUCGAGAUGCGUAGGAAUGCAAAAAUCCAGACUGCACAUCGCAGGAUCAACGAUGUGUCCAUGGAGGUCGAUAGGCUCGCGGAACAGGUCACGACAAUAGAGAAAUCAAUUGGAAAUGGAAAAAAGGUAGCAGAGGUUCAGAUCACUACAUUGAUUGAGAUGUUGAUGAGGCAAGCUGUAAAGCUCGACAGCAUUUCUGCAGAAGGGGAUGCUUUUGCUCAGAAGAAUCUGCAGGAAUCCAAUUUUUGCUAA
Molecule: messenger RNA, 735 nt
Organism: Thlaspi arvense
Lineage: Eukaryota; Viridiplantae; Streptophyta; Magnoliopsida; Brassicales; Brassicaceae
Source: the annotation of a GenBank genome assembly